AUGAUUAAUGAAUUGCAGUUUCGACCAUCAUCUGGUUCAGCAAAAGGGCUGACAUUUACAAUCUGGGAUAUAGGUGGACAAGAAAAAUUACGACCACUAUGGAGGACAUAUAUACGACAAGCAGAUGCUGUUAUCUUCGUAGUGGAUUCUAGUGAUCAUGAAAGAUUUGAAGAAGCACGUAUCGAAUUUGCGAAUUUGGUACAAAUGCCUGAUUUUCCACGAAAUGUGCCUAUAAUUUUAUUAGCGAAUAAACAAGAUUUACCUGAUGCUCAUUCGCGUAAUGAUAUUCAACAACUUAUAAUAUCAGAAUUUACUAGUAAAAUAUUAAGCCAUAUAUUGCCAUGUUGUGCUAUUACUGGUGAAGGCUUAGAUGAUAUUUUUGGUGUAAUGCAUCGAUAUAUACUUGAAGCAAGGAGAUCAUCAAAAAAACGAUAA
This is a messenger RNA of Dracunculus medinensis (Guinea worm), 435 nucleotides long. The record is from the annotation of a GenBank genome assembly. NCBI's taxonomy places the organism in Eukaryota, Metazoa, Nematoda, Chromadorea, Rhabditida, Dracunculidae.